UCAAUACAAUGUUGACUAUAAAACUAGUCUGUCCCCUUCCACUUCACAUUCGCCACCAAAUUAGAAAGAGAGAGAGAGGAACAAGAGCAAAAAGCCUCAUUCAACUUAGCAAAUCAAUCCCUUAAGAUUCCCAAAAACCAAAGCAAACCUUUGAUUAUUUUUAUUUAAUACACAUCCAAUUUACUCAUGGGAUUUCCCGGUAAAUCUUACAACCAACUCGAAGGCGAGAUACGUGAAGCCACUGACGGUAAAAAAUGGGUUAUCGCCGGUCACCCUCCACGUUCGCCGCUCAAGCCUAUUAACUCCUCCUCCUCUGACGUCACAGUCACCGAAACAGAGGAUCAAGAUCAGUGUCCGACAACACCUACAGCGGUUUCCGUCAGAAUUCCAAGAGUCCCGCCGUGCCCAGCGGCACCAAAGAAGCGGAAGCCGUCGUCCAAGUGCAGCUGCGUUGCCGGCGGUAGAGAGUUCUUCUGUCCACCAGACCUCGAAACCGUUUUCAUUCAGAGAGCUAGUUAACUCUGCUUUUUCACUCUCUUUCUAACCUUCUUUAGGGUUUGUAAUAUUCUUCUCGAUUCUGGUUAAGUUUUAGAUUCUGAACGUACUCUUAUGUUCUUGUGUGUGUUUUCAGUUCUAGACUUCUAGUAAUGUUAGGACACUAGUUAAGGUUGCUGAAUAGGAAGUCUUUCGUGUUUAUGUACCAAUUAUCCCCCCCCCCCUUCCCUUUUCCAGUAAUUAUACUUAUUAAAUAUAUGACAUGUCGUUGUAGCUUGGUUUAUUGAUUUGCAAUUUUUGAAAUGUUUCUUGUCUGGUUAUUUUCUUUCGCUCUUUCCCACUCAUAUUCAAUGAAGUCCGUUGAUUAUAGAAA
Molecule: messenger RNA, 868 nt
Organism: Raphanus sativus (radish)
Lineage: Eukaryota; Viridiplantae; Streptophyta; Magnoliopsida; Brassicales; Brassicaceae
Product: cyclin-dependent protein kinase inhibitor SMR8
Exons: 1
Coding region: 187-519 (110 amino acids)
Biological process (GO): regulation of DNA endoreduplication
Source: RefSeq, a predicted model, not a curated record